Sclerotinia sclerotiorum 1980 UF-70 is the source of this 372-nucleotide messenger RNA. RefSeq lists its product with no specific name. The record is from RefSeq and is a predicted model, not a curated record. Lineage: Eukaryota; Fungi; Ascomycota; Leotiomycetes; Helotiales; Sclerotiniaceae. Bases 1 to 372 code for a protein of 123 amino acids. The transcript has a single exon.
AUGGCUGAGUCGGAAUGUGUAAUGCACUUUUCAUUCGUAUUCGAUUCUGUCUCUGUAUUUCUCAUCAAAUAUGACCAACCAAUUCCCCAACCUUUAGAUUUCGGUUUCACUUCUGAGGAAGCAGGAGUAGGUAAAAUUGUUGGAGGUGAAGUGGGUAAAGCUGAAGCAGACGAAGGUGAAGUAGCUAUUGGCAUAAUUUGCACUGGUGUCGAUUUCUCCUCAGGAAACUUCCCCGGCAUAGAGAUCAUCUCACUCUUUGAUUCUUCCUUCGAUAACUUCAACUCAACCGCAUUAGCCGUAUUAUUAGGAACCGGUUUCCUUCUCACAUUAAACCCACUCUUAAUCCUCGCAUUCGCAAUCGCCAAAGAUUGA